Messenger RNA from Staurois parvus, 358 nucleotides. NCBI's taxonomy places the organism in Eukaryota, Metazoa, Chordata, Amphibia, Anura, Ranidae. The record is from the annotation of a GenBank genome assembly.
GGUGAGGACCUGUCUCGGGUUGGAGGGGUAGAUAGAAGGCCCUGUGUGUGGGAGGUGGAGGGUGAGGACCUGUCUCGGGUUGGAGGGGUAGAUAGAAGGCCCUGUGUGUGGGAGGUGGAGGGUGAGGACCUGUCUCAGGUUGGAGGGGUAGAUAGAAGGCCCUGUGUGUGGGAGGUGGAGGGUGAGGACCUGUCUCAGGUUGGAGUAGAGGGCCCUGUGUGUGAGAGGUGAGAAGGCGCAAAGGGCAGAUAGUCGGGGAAAGCGCACCAGGCGCAUUGUCGGGAAGGUGCACCGUUGGGAAAGCGCACAGGGCGCAUCGUUGGGAAGGUGCACCAUUUGGAAGGCGCACAGGGCGCAU